CAGGCGAAAUCAUGCUUGUCAAUCAACGACGAUGCGCAGCUAUGGCUGCUAUCCUUUUCAGUGCCUGGAAUGCGCAGGCUUUUAUCCCUCGCCUUCCCGCCAACUUGUAUCAGCGCCAGCAGCAUAGCAAGUUGUCCCUCUACUCGACACUAUCAGAAAAUGUCCAGACAACCGUGGAGGCCCGCGCUAAUUCCUCUGUUGCCCUCUUUGUCACCGUCCCUGGCACGCUUACCCGCAAGGCUUACGACCAGGCCUGCAAACGCAUGAUCGAGGAAAGCAAAACGUCAAUUCCGGGCUUCCGGAAAGGCCAGCGUGUCCCCGAGCAAGUCCUUUUGAAUGCGGUGGGCGGCCCCCAGGUCAUCAUCAAUGAAGCUCUGGACAUUCUGUGCGAAGACGCACUGAAAAAGGCCAUCGACGAAUCGGACGUGAAGGCGGUGGGGCAAGCCUCAUUGGUGUCACACCCUGAGACCCUGAUCGCCGCCUUCAAGCCCGGGGAGCCCAUUGUCAUGGAGCUGACUGUGGACGUGUACCCGGAGGUAGAAUUCACGGGUCCUUACGCGGGCCUGAAGGUGCAGGUGGAUCGCAUUCCCUUGGAGAACGAGAAGGUCAAACAGGCGCUGGAAUCGCUCCGAAAGAAGCGCGUCCGUCUAGUGGACACGGCGCCUGGCUACGAGGGCAAGCUGGGGGACUCGGCCAUCGUGAACAUGCAGGCGUUUCAGAUGCUCUCGGACGGCACCCGUGGGCCCGAGAUGAGGAACAUCGCGGCGGGUGAGGGCGUGGAGGUUGUGUUGGAGGAGGGGCGAUUCCUUCCGGGCGUCGUCGAGGGUCUGGUCGGGAAGCCGGCGGGCUGCAAGGUGGUGAUCCCCGUGACUUUCCCCGAGAACAUCCGGGACCCGCAGCUGGCCGGUAUCAAAGCCGAGUUCGAGGUGGAGAUAUUGGAGCUGAAAAACCGGAUCGUUCCUGAGAUUGAUGAGCAGUUCGCCAAGGAGAUUCGACCGGACUUGACGCCGGAGGGAAUCAAACAAGAGGUUGUGGACGCCGUGAAUGCCGAUGCGGAGGAGCGGACCAAGAUGAACCGCAACAAGGCUCUGGAGGAGGCGCUGCUGGCAAUCACUCGGGCCGAGAUCCCGGAGUGCUGGAUUGUGGAGGAGACGCGGCGGAAGUUCGCCUUGAUGAUGCAAGAGAUGUCCACGCAGGGCAAGUCGGAGGAGGAGGUGAAAAAGAUGAUAACCAAGGAAAACUUCGAGAAGUAUCGAGAAAUCGCCUAUCCGCAGACGGUCAAGACUUUGAUGCUGGGUGUGGCGACUGCCAAAGUGGCAGAAGACGAGGGUUUGCAGGUGGACCCGCUAGAGCUGCAGGACCAGAUCGAUUUGAGAAAGCUGGAGGCGGAGAGACAAGGGCUGGACGAGAAGGCCUUGCGCGAUCAGCUCGAGGCGAAGCUCUUAGCAGACAUGGUCUUGGAUCGUCUCGCGGACCAGGCGGAUAUAACGUACGUGGACGUGAGCGACGAUGCUUGAGGGAACAGGGACACAGGCAGGGGGAAAAGGGGCCAGGGGGGGAAGUUCACAUGGUUGGCAAGGCAAUAGGCGACAUGCCCCGUCCAGAGGCAGGCGGGAGGCGGCACAGGUGGUUUGUAAUUGUGUCGCAAAUAUCUUUAAAAUCGAGAGAUUGAUGUCGGGAGCUGGAGCAAGAAGGAGCGGUGGAGACAGGAGAGGGAGGACGCCGUACGAGGGAGGGUCAGCACAUAAUGGGUUCUCGCAUGAGGACAUAAAAGACGAGCAUGAGGCAGGACGGCGCAUAAAGAAACACGCGUGUGGACGAAGACAAUAAAAUGCGCGAGGCUAC
Nannochloropsis gaditana CCMP526 is the source of this 1845-nucleotide messenger RNA. RefSeq names its product trigger factor. The coding region runs from base 12 to 1517 and encodes 501 amino acids. The record is from RefSeq and is a predicted model, not a curated record. Gene Ontology annotation, molecular function: protein folding chaperone; ribosome binding; peptidyl-prolyl cis-trans isomerase activity. Gene Ontology annotation, biological process: protein transport; 'de novo' cotranslational protein folding; protein unfolding. The transcript has 2 exons.